AGAUCGAGCAGACGACCACGCGCCGCCCGGCCGCGUCCCCGCCCUCCUCUUCUUCUCAGCCGGCAGUUGGAGUGGCCGCACGCCCACCACCCGCGCCGGCACGCCGCGCGGCCGCGCCCGCUCCCGACGGCCCGAGGCUCUUCCUCCGAGGCUUCUCGGCGGUUGGAGCCGCACCGCCCGCACGCGGCACGCCCACGCUGGCACGCCGCGCUCGACCCCCCCAGAGCACUGCCUGGACCCCUAGUUUUGGUUAGGUAUGUCCAUUGCACCGAUGCCCUAUUUCUGAUUAGUACAAGCGCCUAUGUCCAGUGUGUCCUACUCCUACUUUGAAUGUCAUGUGACGAAUUGAGAUGUUCUGGAAAUUUAGAUGUGCACCCCACCCAUUAAUUUAUAGAGGUUUUGAUGCAUUGUGAAUGUUUUAUUUAGGCAGCAAUGGCGAAAUAGCAGGUGAUGCGGUUCUUCUUUAAAAGCAAAUUUUGAUUCUAGCAUUGGUGGAAAAUGUGAAUCGAAGGCAUAAUCAUUUUCUUUCUCGAUUGUUUCCUUUUUACAUAUCGGAAGUUUCUUCAGUUAGUAUGCAGUCUGGUUCAAAGUUCGUCAAGAUUAUAGUGCCGGCUAGGAGGCUAUCAGCAUCUAUCAGUGGCACAACUGUGGGUUCUAGUAAGAAAGUGCGCGGUGCUGAAAAGCUUGCUCUGCUGGUCCAAAGCUGUGCAGAUGUUCGGUCUCUAAAGAAGCUGCAUGCUCGUGUUUUGGCACACGGACUUGGCUGGGAUGCGAUCCUUGGAUCUAAGAUCCUUGGCUUGUAUGCACAUUUAGGCGCCUUGCCUGAUUCAAGGCUUGUUUUCCAGAGUAUUGUGAAUGGCGAUCUUGCCCUUUGGAAUUCUGCCAUGGUUGAUUAUUUCAGAGCUGGUUACUUGGAGGAAGUUAUUCUUUUGUACAGGAGGCUGAAGUUGCAUCAACUUUGUUUGAAUGAGAAAAGUAUUAUAUUUGGUUUGAAGAGUUGCACUCAGCUCAGGAAUUUGUUUUUGGGCAAAGGAAUGCAUGUAGAUUCACUGAAGCUUGGCCUGAGUGGGGAUAAAUUUGUCGGUUCCUCGCUGGUUGGGUUAUACUCCAAGCUUGGCAAGAUUGAUGAUUCACAGCGAGUGUUUGAAGAGAUCUUUGACAAGGAUAUUGUUGCUUACACUUCAAUGAUCUCUGGCUAUUCUGAUGUAGUGGAUUCGUCUGCGUGGAAUGCAUUCGAAAUUGCCAGUGAAAUGAUAAGGAAUAGCUUGGAAGUAAACCGUGUGACACUGGUAAGCUUAUUGCAAGUUGCUGGGAAUUUGGAAGCCUUCCGGCUGGGUAAAUCAAUGCACUGCUAUGCCAUAAGGAGAGGAAUUGGCGUCUCAGAUGAAGUCCUAGAGACAAGUCUUGUUGACAUGUAUGCUCGAUGUGGAGCUUAUCAAUUAGCGUAUGCUCUUUUGAACAAUUCAAAGGGAACCGUGGCUUCGUGGAAUGCUGUGCUUUCUGGUCUUACUAGAACUCAAGAGAGUAGGGAUGCAAUCCAGUAUUUUUCUGUUAUGCUGCAUCAUCAUAAAGUAACUCCAGAUUCAGUAACCUUUGCAAAUGUGCUUUCUGCUUGUGCUGAAUUAUGCUAUUGUGGCUAUGCUGCUAGUAUUCAUGCCUACUUGAUCAGAAGAACUAUAGCCCUGGAUCUUGUUUUGGCCACUGCUCUUAUUGAGGUGUACUCCAAGUGCAAAAGAGUUGUGAGAUCCAGGCAUCUCUUUGAUCAACUGACGGUUAAAGAUUUAGUCUCCUAUAACGUGAUGAUACAUGGUUAUCUGCAAAACGGCCUGGCAGAUGAAGCCACCACAUUACUCAAUGAAAUGAUGAAAGAAUGUAUUGCACCAAAUUCUGCAACUGUUGUUUGCCUGCUCGCAGCUUUUGCUGAUCAAAGGGAUUUAGUAAGAGGAAGGUGGAUUCACGGAUUUGCAAUUAGACAUGGCUUUUCUUCAGAUGUGGACAUUGCAAAUCAAAUUCUGCAUAUGUAUUCAAUUUGCAGAGAAAUUGUCGCGACAAAGAUUGUAUUUGACUCAUUGGAAAAGAAAAACUUGUUUUCAUGGACAGCCAUGAUGAAGGGGUGCUUAUCUUUUGGGCGUGCAGAUGAGGUUGUUCGAUUAUGUCAAUUAAUGCAGCAACACGGGGAGAAGCCCGAUUCUGUCACUCUUAUGUAUGCAGUUCAGGCUGUUUCUGAGCUUGGACAUCUGAAGGGUGUAAAAGAAAUUCAAUGCUUUGUUUACCAUGCCUCCAUGGAGAAAGAUACGAUUACCGCAAAUUCUUUGAUAACUGCAUAUGCUAAAUGUGGAAGGUUGGAUAUGUCAGAAGCUCUUUUCUUCAGUAUGGAACACAAAAACCUGGAUUCAUGGAAUGCGGUGAUCAGUGCUUAUGGGAUGCAUGGAUUUUAUCUUAAGGUUCUUGAAAUUUUUCAGCAAAUGGAAGAUGAAAAAAUUAAGCCUGAUGAGUUAACAUUCACUUCUGUGCUUUCUGCCUGCAGUCAUGCUGGCCUUGUUAAGGAGGGUUGGUGUAUUUUUCAGUCAAUGAUUUCGCUGUAUUCAGUUCAUCCACAAGAAGAGCACUAUGGUUGCAUAGUUGACUUAUUGGGUCGGGCAGGACAUUUAGAAGAAGGAUACAAAUUCAUAAAGCUAUUGUCGUUGACUGAUAAAUCGAGCAUGUAUUGUGCUCUCCUCUCUGCUUGCAGAACAUAUGGAAAUACACUGCUUGGGCAUAUUAUAAGCAAAGAGCUCCUUGAGCACGGACCACAGGACCCAGGUACUUAUGCUUUGAUUUCAGAAGUGUAUGCACAGGAAGGACAGUGGAAUGAAUCUGCUAAUUUAAGGGCUAGCGCUAACGGAAGUGAUUCAAAGAAACUUCCUGGCUCUAGUUUGAUGGAAUCAGUCUAGGAAGUAGGGAGGGUGUUUUGGAGCCCAAGCACACAUGCCCCUGCAAUCUGGAUUGCUGGAAGUCGAGUCGAGGUCUGUAGAGGAAGGUGGAAAAUGGAGUUUUGCUGGAUCCUGUUGACAGGUAAAGUGAUGCAUCAAGCAUUUGCCUCCCUAUUCAGGCAUAUCUCGUAUUCUCAGGGAGAUGCAACCAGGUUCCCUUUUCUUGAAGCGAUGGGGGGAUAGUGAGACCCUAACCGAUCCAUGCGAUACAGUCGACACCAGCGCCGUCGGUGGAACCGCAGCAGAGCCUUCAUCAGUAGGACUAUUGCAGAUGAUUGGAAUGAUCCGCGAACAGCCGGCGAGAUUGGAAGGGGGCUCUGACUGUUGUCGCGGGAACGGCAGAACCCAGUGUCAAAAUUCCCUGUUGGACGAAGAGAAUUAGAGUUGGGGUUGGUUCCGCCAGACAGGGCCCCUUGUCCGAGCAGAGCAGGCACCCUGGAGAAAUCAACAGGGGGAUUCGCAGAGAAGAGAGAACCCGAAAGAAAAUGUCAUCAGACCUGCUCUUGGGAGAAUUAUUUUGGAAUCAGAUACGGGAAAAGGAGGCUGAAUGUCACAGAUGACAAAAUGCAUGCAGAAAGUAGUGUGUGUUUGCGGGGAAGCUGGGUGACCAGAACACACGCUCAUGCUGGACAUACUGUGAUUUCGUUUUCCAGUGAUUUCGUGGACAAGUUAGAAAGAUAAGGAUAUGCGUCCAUGCUGAACAUAUUUUUAGAACUUUUUGCCUGAUGGUUGGUAGUUGGCUGACUUAAAUAUAUGUUCUGUGAACAAGGAUGCUUUUGCAGAUUCAAAUUCAUGUAUGCCAGAACUAACGAUUGAACGGGCUGUGCAGGUUUGGACCUUACAUGUGUCAUCUGCGAUUCAAAAUUUAAAAUUUGAAUGCAUGUAUGACCCUAUUUGAAUUCCUGGGAGAGAAACCUGGGUAGGAUAUGAGCUUCGGUGAAGUGUGGCAGACAUAGUUAGCAAGCUAGCAUGAAUCAAAGGGAAAUGGACUGUUGUGUUUUCUUACUUUUGGAGAUGUACUGGCUUUGCAGCCAAGCACCUCUUCACAGUAAUACGAGUAGACCAUGCUCGAUUUGCAUGAACAAUGGCCUGCCAGAGAUAUGAGAUGUAAUUUAUUUAUU
Triticum dicoccoides is the source of this 4093-nucleotide messenger RNA. Its product is annotated as pentatricopeptide repeat-containing protein At4g21300-like. Gene Ontology annotation, molecular function: RNA binding; protein binding. The transcript is spliced from 3 exons. The record is from RefSeq and is a predicted model, not a curated record. Bases 573 to 2933 code for a protein of 786 amino acids. NCBI's taxonomy places the organism in Eukaryota, Viridiplantae, Streptophyta, Magnoliopsida, Poales, Poaceae. Gene Ontology annotation, biological process: RNA modification.